UCGCCUUUGCUCGUCAAGUGCGCUUACAUUCCCACACCCCCUCUUGUCGGCUCAACCUUGCUCACACUUGUCUCUCCCUCUUGGUCAUUCAGUACUUUCAAUGAAGCACAUUCGGCUCAAUGACCUCAGCAGUAGCAGCGAAACAAAGGAGAAUUUGGAGAGCGUGCAGCGCGCAGUGCUGAACAGCCAGCGCUGCAUUGUAAUAACAGGCGCGGGCAUUUCAGUAUCGUCGGGAAUCCCCGACUUUCGUUCGCCCGACGGGCUAUUCCAGCAGCUGAAGCAGCGGUAUCCGCAGAGCGUAGCUAGCGGACGCGACCUGUUUGAUGCGACGCUGUUCAACGACCGCGACAUGGUCGGGCUGUUUUACAAUUUCAUGGGCGAAUUGCGCGACUUGGUGAGCCAGGCGAGCUGCACGCCAACGCACAAAUUCAUCAAGCGGCUGGAUGAGCAAGGGAAAUUGCUGCGCUGCUACACGCAGAAUAUCGACUCGCUGGAGAAGCGGAUUGGGCUGGAGACGGCGUUCCAAAAGCCAGUGGAAAAUGCAGAGAGCGGUGCCACGCAGGCAGUGCUGGACAAGACAUUCACAAAGGCAGUACAGCUGCACGGCGAUUUGGAGAACGUCGUCUGCACGAUCUGCUUCACUAAAUACCCGUUUACAGAGCAGCUAGCAGAGGAAUUCCGGGAAGGAGCACCGCCGCCGUGUCCGCACUGUAAGGAAAUCGAGACAUUGCGUGACUUGGUCGGUAAGCGCUCGAUAGCAGCAGGCGUACUCAGACCUGACAUUGUUCUGUACAAUGAGUGCCACCCGCAAGGAGACGUUAUCGGCGCACUGAGUGAGUUUGACUUGCGGCGGCGCCCCGACCUGUUGAUUGUGAUUGGCACGUCGCUGAAGAUCCCCGGGGUCAAACGCAUGGUCAAGGAGAUGUCGAGGUGCGUGCAGUCGUGCACCAUGAGGGCGAAGCGGGCGGGCGCGGGCAAGGCCAUCUUCAUCAACCGCGAUGACCCUCCCAAGGGCUGGGACAGUGUAUUUGACUUCUUCAUUGCUGGCGACUCCGACGACGCUGUG
Messenger RNA from Linderina pennispora, 1066 nucleotides. RefSeq names its product DHS-like NAD/FAD-binding domain-containing protein. The annotation marks the transcript as partial. Gene Ontology annotation, cellular component: mating-type region heterochromatin. Gene Ontology annotation, molecular function: NAD+ binding; histone deacetylase activity, NAD-dependent. The record is from RefSeq and is a predicted model, not a curated record. Gene Ontology annotation, biological process: regulation of DNA repair; negative regulation of transcription by RNA polymerase II; replication-born double-strand break repair via sister chromatid exchange. The transcript is spliced from 2 exons. Lineage: Eukaryota; Fungi; Kickxellomycota; Kickxellomycetes; Kickxellales; Kickxellaceae.